CAAACAACACCGAUCCACCACCACCAGCGUCACCAACAACACAAGUAUACCACAACCGAUGAAGGAUUGAAAGCAAUUUGGGGAUUCAUCUUUCACAUAACAAACGCGAGAUAUCGUUCUUGAACGAGAUUUUAGCGAUCUACCCUUUUCUUUGACCUCCCUUUAUUGAGCCCAAUUUUUGUUCGAGAUCUCCUUGACGACUUUACCAGCGGUGGAUCUCAUAUUUUUGGAAAGCGGCUUUCCAUAGAUAUGAGAUCUUGACGAUUUUGACUUUUCACAGAUCUUCGGUGGUGAUCUGCUGUUCCAUCUGCUCCAUGGAGCUGAAGCAGUAGUUGCGAACUGGUACAAGCAUUUUGUACCAGCUUUCGCAAGCGAAGUGCUGGAGGGAAUUUUUCUUUGGGCUACGAAAUGUGCAGAAAGAUAUGAGCGAUUUCAAAACUCUAUCACUUUUAUGAUGCUCUUGUUCUUUACAUCCCGUAAGAUUUUGCUAGGAUUGUUAGGACUGGUUUGGGUGGUACUUUCGUUUUUGCUAGGGUUGGUCUGGGCAACAUUUUCUAUUCUAGUAGGAUCAAUAUGGGCGGCGAUUUCUUUCGUAGUGGGGUUGAUUUGGUCAGCAGUUCCUUUUAUUAUAGUUUCUGCUAUGAUUUUUUAUGUUGUAGUUUUCAUUUGGAGUGGCCAUGCUCAACAUGCGAUUAAGAGAAAGGAAAUUGUAUUCUCUGUAAUUGCCGCUUGCUUUGGGUUACUGCUACUCUACCGUUCAGCAAGCUUCAGUCUGCUUGGCACAGUUUAUCUUAUCGUCGGUAAUAUAUUUGAUGACAAAGGAGAGCAUACCCGAAAGGUGCCAAUCAAAAACCUUUGGGAAGAGUUUUGAUCCUUCCAAUCAUUACUAUUAGAAAGUCAGGCGUGCUUUAGUGUCUUUGGUAAAGCUUUUUUUUCAAUUACCUAAAAAAACCAAGGUAACAGAAAAUUCUCAAAAAAACUGUGACGUAAUAAUAUUAGAACCCUUGAA
Molecule: messenger RNA, 1009 nt
Organism: Fragaria vesca subsp. vesca
Lineage: Eukaryota; Viridiplantae; Streptophyta; Magnoliopsida; Rosales; Rosaceae
Exons: 3
Coding region: 452-871 (139 amino acids)
Source: RefSeq, a predicted model, not a curated record